GCCCCGAAGAGUAAUGUGUGGGCUGAGAUCACAGAAAGUGAAGCGUCAGCCGUCAACGACUUCAUCCACGACCGAUUCGCUCAUCUGAACCUCACCAAGCGGCCCAAAAGCGCCCAGGACAAUUUCGUCUUCGUCGUCGAAACCCUCAAGCCAAACAAGACUGAUGCUGUAGCGUACUUGUAUGACGACGGGCCGGCAGCGCCUGAGAGGUGGGCUAAAGUAGCCAUCUCUCAGAACCUUGACGAUGGCCCGUACAUGGUGUACUAUAUGGUCGGACCACUUCCGAUAAAUGAAGAUAGCCAGAUUCUACCAUUAGAGUACGUCUUCAACUCUGGUCGCAACUAUGUGCGUAAUCCGAUCCAGAACUUCGCGGCCAUCCAAGACUUCACGAUGGCUAUGGCGGAAAAUGUGUCGGACAUUACCCAGGAGCUCCUCGGCGCCACUGUCAAUCGAGAUGAUCCGCAAGAUCCUCAUGGGCUUAUGGCUUUCCCAAGAGGGUCGCGUGUGGAUACCGGUGGCCUGGUUCUGUGGAUGCAGUUCUACCGACCAGGUAUGGGCUCUGGAGCUCGCACUAUUCUGCCACAGGGCAUUUAUGCCAAGGUGGACGCGAGGAGUACUGUCAUCGACGACUGGACAGUUGGUGAAUGGUACUACAAUGGCGUUCUCUACGCAAACGAGAGCGAGUUCCGUGCAGCGCUUGAAGAGCCUGAUUUCCAGAGAACGCCGCCUAAUAUCGACGGCUCAUGGACAGACACCGAAGACUUUGGCGACUACCCUGACCGUGACCUUCCGCCUCCCGUCUCGGUACAGCCCUACGGUCCGCGCUACAAGCUUGACCGGGAGGAGAACUACGUCUCCUGGUUUGGGUUCGAGUUUUACCUAACGACUGCACAAGCCACCGGAGUAAGCCUCUUUGACAUCCGUUUCAAUGGACAACGAGUGAUGUACGAGCUGGGCUUGCAAGAAGCUAUGGCUCAUUAUGCUGGCGACGAUCCAAUGCAAGGCGGCUUGGAAUUCCUCGACUCGUUCUUCGGCAUGGGCAAGAACGCUUUCGAGCUGGUGCCCGGUUACGACUGUCCUGCAUAUGCUGACUACAUCGACAACGAGUAUCAUCAGGCGUACAAGACGCAUCACAUCCCCAACAGUGUCUGCAUCUUCGAAUUCACGGCUGACUACCUGCUCUCCCGGCAUACAGCGCAGUACUCCGUCACCGCUUCUCGCAAUACGUUCCUGGUUGUAAGAUGGGUUUCCACGGUCGGCAAUUACGACUACACGAUUGAAUACAAUCUGUUCAUGGAUGGCACCAUUGAGACCAAAGUUCGCGCAUCUGGCUUCAUCUUCGGAGCCUUCUACACUGCGAACAACACCAAGAGCGAGGACGAGUAUGGCCACCGCAUUCACGAUGCUCUGUCCAGCAGUAUGCACGAUCAUGUCAUCAACUUCAAGGCCGAUCUCGAUGUCGCAGGCGCUACGAAUGACAUGGUCCGUCUUGCACUGCAGCCGAUGACGAGGAAGUACGAGUGGGACCAGCCAGAGCAGCCGGUACGCAACACCAUGCAUUUGGUAGAGUAUCCCGUAUGGGAGGAAGCAGGCAUCGACUGGCCAAAGAACUCUGGCGAGUUCUACAUCGUCUACAGCUCGGAAAGAAAUGCUUGGGGCGAGCGCAAAGGCUACAGAAUUACAUCUGGUACAGGCAUGGGCUCUACGCCACAUCUCACAAUCCUCAACUCCACCACCCUAGGUGAUAGCGCACGAUGGGCGGAGCAUGACUUAUGGGUGCUCCAGCGUAAGGACACCGAGCCGAGAUCUGCCGACCCUCUCAACUACUUCGCUCCGCACGAUCCCCUUAUUGACUUUACGAAGAUGGCGGAUCACGAGAGUCUUGAGCAUGGCGCUUCCGAUACGGACUAUGAUGGUGACUUGGUGAUCUACUUCAACGUUGGAGCGCACCACGUCCCGCACAGCGGUGACAUUCCGAACACGCUCAUGCAUACUAGCUCGAGCAGUGUCAUGUUCGUCCCGCACAACUUCGCUGAUCGCGACCCGAGCAGAAAGAGCGUGCAAGGCGUACGCUUGCAAUUGAAGGGUAAG
Baudoinia panamericana UAMH 10762 is the source of this 2091-nucleotide messenger RNA. RefSeq lists its product as uncharacterized. The transcript has 2 exons. NCBI's taxonomy places the organism in Eukaryota, Fungi, Ascomycota, Dothideomycetes, Mycosphaerellales, Teratosphaeriaceae. Gene Ontology annotation, molecular function: copper ion binding; quinone binding; primary methylamine oxidase activity. Gene Ontology annotation, cellular component: plasma membrane. Gene Ontology annotation, biological process: amine metabolic process. The record is from RefSeq and is a predicted model, not a curated record. The annotation marks the transcript as partial.